This is a messenger RNA of Cyprinus carpio (common carp), 3645 nucleotides long. Its product is annotated as rho GTPase-activating protein 12-like. Gene Ontology annotation, cellular component: cytoplasm. Lineage: Eukaryota; Metazoa; Chordata; Actinopteri; Cypriniformes; Cyprinidae. The record is from RefSeq and is a predicted model, not a curated record. Gene Ontology annotation, biological process: signal transduction; regulation of GTPase activity. Gene Ontology annotation, molecular function: protein binding.
AGGUUUUUCAUCUAUAGCCUCACGGUGGCGUCAGUUUACCGUCAUACGACCCUCCAGAGUCCAGGUGAAGUUCACACAAGCACCGGCCCGUCAGGAGCGCGCGGGAGUGCGCUUGUGGGAAAGUGGGCGCGAACGUGCCGCAGUCGUUCGCUCGUGCCGCGGCUCGGGAACAAGGAACUUCGACGCUCAACUGCCUAGCAAGCCCAAUGAACGUGAAAUUCAUCCGGUUUCUUUCGCCCUAGCCCACGAAACACCUGGAGGAUUUCUUGAGCUGAUUUCAAAUCAACCCACCACACCUCACCAUGCUCCUCUACUCCUGCUGUUGACCUUUGACCUCUGACGGCGAUGGCAGAACUCUCGGUGGCUCCGGGUCAGAUAUACAUAGAGGUGGAGUAUGACUAUGAUUACAAAUUCAAAGACCGUGUGAUCAACAUUAAACAGGGGGAAAGUUACCUGCUUGUGAAGAAGACCAAUGAAGACUGGUGGCAGGUGCGCAAGGACGAGGCCAGUAAGGCCUUCUAUGUCCCAGCACAGUAUGUGCGGGAGUUGCGACGGGCUCUCAUGCCCCCUCCUAAACCCCUCGGUGGAGCAGGCCGAGGGGGGACCGGGCCCAUUCGACCAUCUGGCUUGGAGGUUCAGCGGCCAGAUGAGAACAAAAAGAGCCCGUGUCCCUCUCCCUCCGGCAAUGCUUUACUGCCGCCCAAUGAUGACAGAGGCAGCCCAGGUAGCCCGACCGCACACGUCCCCCAAACUUACCUGAACACUUUACCUGGCUCACUUCCUCGUUCCAGAGCCAAGUCCCCAAGUCGCAUUGUACAUGGGGAGAAAGAGAAAGAGUUGGAGAAGAGCAGUCGAGGACUGGAAAAAGGUGCAAUUUAUGACGAGUUUGCCGGAGAGGGAGUCAGCUCGGAUAAGAACCGAAAUGAUUCAGAAUCCGGGGAUGAUCUCAGCAGCGGUUCAACUGAUAACCUACAGAUUUUAGGUUCAGGGCAGGGCAGGCCUGACUCUCCUGUCUACACAAACCUACAGGAGCUGAAGAUCUCUCAAUCCUCCACCCCUCCACUGCCGUCCUCCACUCCGCUCCACACCAAUGGCGACUGGGAGACUCACAAAGACCAGAAUGGCAGACACUUCUACUACAACCGCAGCACGCAGGAGAGGACCUGGAAACCCCCACGGGCACGGGACAGCCUCACCAGGAAAGAGGCAAAACAAGUCAUUACUGACAUUGAGUCUAACCACUCACCUCUGCUACCAGGAGAUGCUCACAAAACACGUAGUCUUGACAGGAGACUGCCUGAUUUCAUUCCUAUAAGGCCGAGACACAGCGUAUAUUUACAUGAGUCCAAUGACAAGGACACCAAAACAGGCUCACCUGACUCUGACUCCUCCUGUCCCUCCUCUCCCAAACCCCCAAAUUCUUCAUCAGAGAAAUGUGGUAAUUUAAACAUGACUAAAAUCACUGAACAUGGAAAAAAGGUCCGGAAGAACUGGACCUCCUAUUGGACAAUUUUGCAGGGUUCUUCACUACUAUUUAAUAAGGGUCAAGGGGGCGGGACUGGUUGGUUUGGAAGAGACCAGAAGCUGGAGUUCAGUGUGGACCUCAAAGGAGGUUCAGUGGACUGGGCAUCUAAAGACAAAUCGAGCAAGAAACAUGUUCUAGAGCUGAAGACCAGGCAGGGCAUAGAGCUCCUCUUGCAGUCAGAUAACGACAGCCUCAUCAGUGAGUGGCACAAGGCUUUGACUGAAGCCAUACACACAUAUGUAUGGGAGUCUGAUGAGGCCAUUGAAGAAGACAUGCCAGAAUCUCCUGACACUGAGAAACAUGACAAAGAAAAAGAGCAAAGGAACUCCAAGAAGGGCAGAGAUAUUAAGAAAUCUGUAAGCAUGGAUAAUGCAGAGCAGAAGAGGAAGACCAAGCUGAUGAAGCUCCUCACAGGCAGACCCACUUUACAGGCUGUCAAAGACAAGGGCUACAUUAAAGAUCAGAUGUUUGGCUCCAGUUUGAGCAGUCUUUGUCAGAGAGAGAAUUCCACCGUCCCUUACUUUGUCUCGAUGUGCAUUGAGCAGGUGGAGAAGAACGGGUUAGGAGUGGAUGGUUUGUACAGAGUCAGUGGAAAUUUGGCCAUUAUACAAAAACUGAGAUUUGCUGUUAAUCAUGAUGAGAAAGUGGAUUUAGGGGACAGUAAAUGGGAGGACAUUCACGUGACCACUGGAGCUCUGAAGAUGUUUUUCCGUGAGCUACCAGAACCGCUGUUCCCCUAUGCUUUCUUCAACAACUUCAUCACUGCUAUCAAAAUGCCAGAUUAUAAGCAGAAAGUUCAGGCGGUUAAGGAUCUGAUGAAGCAACUGCCACGGCCUAACCACGACACCAUACAGGCACUCUUCAAACACCUGAAGAAAGUGAUCCAGCAUGUCGACGAGAAUAGGAUGACCACGCAGAGUGUAGCCAUCGUAUUCGGCCCAACGCUCCUACGCCCAGAGGUAGAGACAGCAAAUAUGGCCGUGCACAUGGUCUACCAGAAUCAGAUCGUUGAGCUCAUUCUUAUGGAAUAUGAGACAAUAUUUGGCAGGUAGGUCACAUGCACAGGAACACUUUGACCAAACCCAACAGGACAGUUUCUGCUGAAGACCGAACAGCCCAUUGACUGCCAGUCUGAACGCUUUUUGAUGUUUACAUGAGAGGAACACCCACAUUAAAAAACAAAAAAACACCACUCUGGGUUUAAGAUAAACAGUCAAAUCCUUUCUCAUAUCUUUAUUGGACUAAAUAAUUAUUUUUUUUUUUUUAACUGGAUGUUGUAUUAUUUUUAUAUACCUAAAUCCAUUGGACUGUCAUUUUUGGAUUCAUUUGGAGCAACGAGGACUUGAAAUAUGAACAUUUUCUGUCCGACUGAAAACCGUGAUUCAUAUGGGAGAAAUCUGAUGCUUCAUUUUAUAUUUCCGUUCACUAAAAGUACUACGUUUUGCAUCACGUCUUUCUGUGGUAAUACUGUAAUAUGGUUUGGAACAACACAUCAACUGAUUGACUGAUAUGACAGACAUGGAUUUUAUUCUAUACUAAGAACUCAUUUUCACGGGAAUGGAUUGCUUUUUGUUCUGGCCUGCCGGAAGUGAUCCCUGAGAUGACCACUGCUGGGAAACACUGGAGUUAUUUUCUAGACUCUCAAGAUUCGGACACACAAUCUUUUGUUUGAGACUCGACCACAAUUUCCUGAUUGAUUCAACAUCAAAGGAUGUACAAACUCUUGAGCUAUGAAAAUGUCGGUUAUAUUUCAGGCUGUGUGAGUGCAUCUGUCCCCUUUGGUCCUUAGAGAGACACUAAAAGGAAAUGUGUGCAUGACACAUUUAUCCCUCUGAGGACAUUAGACUCGCUGUUCCUGACCAGACCCCAGUCAUGCAGUGAAAACUCUCACAGCCUAUUUAAUAUACGAGUACAGUAUGCUGUAGACAAAAUAACAUGUACAGAUCUUGUAUCAGAGAGAGAGGAGAAAUUCUGAGUGGGUAAAACUUGAUUGCUCUUUCUAAAGAUGUCUGAUGGACAUACUAUGUGUGUAUGUGUGUGACGAGUAAAAAGCACAUGGAGGUUAAGACACCACAAUUGUAUUAAUAAAGAGAGGUUUAUUAAAAUAUUUUAAGAAUCAA